This is a messenger RNA of Penicillium robsamsonii, 189 nucleotides long. RefSeq lists its product as uncharacterized. Lineage: Eukaryota; Fungi; Ascomycota; Eurotiomycetes; Eurotiales; Aspergillaceae. Bases 1 to 189 code for a protein of 62 amino acids. The record is from RefSeq and is a predicted model, not a curated record. The transcript has a single exon.
AUGCCUGGUAGCCCGAUUCCAACUUUGGAACCUUCCAAGGAAUAUCUCCCGAGACGAUGGGAUUUCGUCGACGGUUCUGGGUCCGAUUGCAUCACAGCGGACUCUAGAUCCGCGACCCUUGCAUAUUUGGCCUCGGUCGCGUGGAGCGUUGAGAGCCAUGUGUUCCGUGAUCGGGGAAUUGACAUCUGA